This is a messenger RNA of Labrus mixtus (cuckoo wrasse), 8690 nucleotides long. Its product is annotated as mucin-2-like. Bases 256 to 5994 code for a protein of 1912 amino acids. The transcript has 5 exons. Lineage: Eukaryota; Metazoa; Chordata; Actinopteri; Labriformes; Labridae. The record is from RefSeq and is a predicted model, not a curated record.
GAAGAAGAGGACUUGAUCCCCCUCAGCCCUCCUCCCACGCUUUCCAUCACCGAAGAGAUCCUGGAGUUCAUCAACCAGAGCCGAGCCAGAGAAGGACUCACUGCCUUUCACACCAACACAACGGAGCUGGAUCUACCCAAAGACAGUCAGCCCUCGUCUAACCAGACAAACUUCACCUGCCCACUUCCCCCUGUUGCCUUCUCUUCCAGCCCUGAUCAAAGAGCAACAACUGAACAAGAGCAGGACAGAGCAGACAUGGAGAAAGACAUCCCCCUUCAAAGUCAGACUGGUCGCUCUGGAGAUGAACAUGGACUUGACAUUGAGAAAACUAUUGAUGAAGUCGUAGAAGCUUCAGAAGAAGCAAGUCCAGUUGAGAAAGGAUUGGAGGGAGAUGGAGAGACACGAGGUGAAGUUGCAGAAAAGGCCAAAGAAGAGGUGAUAACAAGGGAUGAAAGUGAGGAAGAGUGCACCAUCAUUGCCCCAAUACAAGAUCUUCAUGCCUCAAUCUUGACAGAAGAACCACCUCCGUUACCAAAGGAAGAGGAAAACAAUGAGGCUACCUCUUCCUCCCAAAAUCCUGAUGUCCUUCAUCACCCUCUCCAGAGGCGCAAUCCACCCACAAGAGGCUCCCACCUCACAAAACGAGACAAAAAGAUCAUAGAAAAGAUUAGGAGUUACUAUGAGGCAGCAGCUGAGGCCGAGGAGGAUGAGGAAGAAGAGGAAGACGAACAGGGAGAAGGAGUGGAUUCAAGAAGGAGAAACAGUUUCUCACAAAUUCCAUCUGGCUUGGUGAAGGAGUCAGUGUCACGGUUUGAUGUGACUGAACACCAGGGGGAGCCAGAAGCUGGACCAUCAAUUGCUUUAGAAACAACUGAAGUUAUCAAUGUAGAGAGUGAUCGAGAGACAGAGCCCUGUUCCCCCAUUGGUCCCAUGUCCCCCGCUUCUGCACUAGUGGCUGAUACAGACAAUGAUGAACAGCCAACUAACUCAAUCAGCAGCCAGGAUUUUAAUGCAGAAGGCCCAAUCCAGUCUGCAACGCUCUCUGUCAUGCAGGAUGGGGAGGCCCCGGACCAAGUGUGUUUGAAUCAGCAGUCAAACCCCAAAAGGCAUGAUAGAGAAGCGGCUGAGAAACAAGAUAAAAAUGAAAAGUCCUGCAAAGUAACUUUGGAGGAAGCACCUGAGGAGAGGCACGAGGAGUGGGAGACAUGUGUUGAAGCCACUGGGGAGCAAGGUGGAAAUUCACUGCAAGGAGUGGGACCAUCUAGUAAUGAACAGUACAGGUCCAGAGAUGAAACAACCAAAACAAGUGCUGGACACCAAUCUGUAAUGAAUGGGCAUGAACCUAAGCGAGCAGGCCAAAUAGAAGCAAAUGGAGGCCAUAACGAUCCCUCAAAACCCCUGACCAAAACUCAGUCAUCUUGGACUAGAACCAAACAAGAAGAACUUACCAAGAAUUGUGGGAAUCUUGAGGGUAUUCCCAGUCAGAUAAAAGUGGGUCGGUGGUCACGCCACUCCAGGAUUGUCACAGCAAACAGAGCCUUGUUUGAGGGCCGGGCAUCUGACAUAGCAGGUAUUGGGUUAUUCGAGGCCAGCCCUGUAGUUGAUCAUGUGCUGAUGGAGAACUCGGAGCGAAUUCUAAGCAAAGUCCAAACCCUGGCCAAGAUGUACAGUGUCAAAGCCAACACCAUGAAGGUCCCACUGCAUCAGAAACGGGCCAUUGCAGUACGGAAUCAGUUAUCAGUCUCAAGUAGACUGUCUGGACUUUCGUCUCAAACUAAAACUAAAUGCCAGACUCAGGAUGUAUCUCAAACCCAAGUACGGAACCCCACAGGGUACUGGCAGCAAGCAAAAUACCAAAUGGAAAUCAGAGAAUCGGAUACCUACACAGACAUGAAAUAUAGGACCCAAAGUCACUCAGAAGCCAAAGCUCAAAGCAAAAGCAUAACGCAACCUAUUUACACAAAAAGCCAGAGUCAGGCACUGACACAUUGCCAAAACCAGAGCAAGACUUACAGCAGGUGCCAGAAACCAACCAUUAACCAGGUGGACCAAGUGAUUCAAGACAAGAAGAUGAUAAAGAGAGCACAGAGCCUGACCACUGAUUCCCAGGAGAAAGGGAUGGCCCCCUGUGAGCCUCUGCUUUUUGGUCAUGUGUUUGUCAAAGAGCAGUUGACCCCAACCAUUCCUCAACAGACAAGUGGAAUAAUUCUAUCCAGGCCAAGGGACUUCAUCUCUGCCUUGACCAAGGAAAGAGACUCCAUUGUGGGCUGUAUAUCAGAUGACAUUUGCCAGUAUUCCACCACUCCUGGGGAAAACGCAUCUACCCUUCUAAGGGAUCAGUCAUCUAUUCAGACCCAGAAUAACAGCUACAACUCAGGAUGCUGUUCAGCUGAAAGGUCAUCUACAGCAUCCAGAUACCCCCACAAAACCCAACCUGAAGAUCAGAGCUUCAGUUUGUGCUGCUCCGCCAAUAAUAGCCCCUUGAUGCCAACAAAGACCCUGGAUUGUAGAACCACCAACUGUUCAACUUCUUCCACAGGGAGAGGCGAAGUCCUGAAACCAAAUGGGGAGAUUGAACAGACAGACAAAAGAGAGGGGUCGGAGCUGAAUGAUGGAUGGCCUAUUAACUCAAUCAUAGAUGACUCAACAUCUGCAAACAUCGUUUGCAAACCUGUGCAGUCUGGGCCAAGUCUUUCCGAUCACUGCAUACCACAGUUGGAUUUUUCCAAAGAAGAAAAGAAGCAGGACAAAAACAAGCCAAAUAUGCCAGCUGCAGAUGUACUGGAAUACAAAUUUUCCAUGGAACAUAGUGAUAGCAAAGACAUAUUAAACAAAAGUGUGCAGAGUUUUCAUACAGGGCCUGAAUACUUGGUUUGCCCAAGAACUGAGGAUGAGGAGGAAUACCCAGGACAACUGGUGGCAAUGGUGGCCUCUACACAGAACCAGGUUCUAACAGACCAAGGUGUGGUCUGUGGGAAGGCUCGGAUGGAAACAGUAAACCUAUUGGAGGAUUGUGUCACAACCCUGGGGCCUUCUGGAGGGCCAAAGAAAGAUCAGAACCUAACUACACAAACAGAAUUAAAUGAGAAAAUGUGUUAUUUGAAUGAUUAUUCAUCACAAACCAGGAUGACUCCACAAGGUUCAACAAUAACCUUUACAGAGCAGCCACAUCAUCACAUAUACCCAGGAGAACUUGCUGUUCCACCCCCUCUGUGUCAGCCUUUGCACAAGACCUCUGAACCUUCACACAUAUUCAGCCAUACAGUGAGAGAAACUGCAGAGGACCACACAGCAAAAGGAAGGGAGGCACCCAAUCUGUGGUCUUUGACUCAAAAUCCAGUAUCACCACCUCCAUGUGUGCAGUCCUUUGAUUCCCUACCUACAUUCACCAGCCAACGGCCACCAGCCCAGUCCACUACACUGGGUGAUCAGGCUGUGUCUAUAACCAGGAAUGUCAAAAGCCCAUCUCCAUAUGAACAUAGUUUCAGGGAACCAGACCAACAGAGCUCAAGAAACCCCUGCUGCCUGCCCACUUCCAGUGUCCACUCAGACAGCCACCCAUCUUUUAGACCAUCCUUGGAAAUCUCCAGCCAGGAGGAGAGACCAUACUCAGGCAUUUCCACUCAUGGACAGGACCAAAAUCCCACUACAACACCCUCAGCCUUUCUACCCAGACAUCACUCCCCUUCCCCUGUUAAAGCUCUUCCAACCUCUACUGUGUCCUCUGUAGGAACAACUCCUUGCUCUUCACCAUUUAGGGUGAUCCCUGCAUCUUCACCCAUCCCUCUGUCUCAUGAUGAUACCUCCCUGAACACUUUCUCCAGGGCUCCUCCCUGUUUCUCUCCAACUCUCCCAUCUGGUAUAGGCUCCUCAAUUCAAGAUCCUACUUCCUCCUCUCCAGCUCCAUCUUCUGCUUUUACUCCCUCAUCUUCAACCUCCUCUUCUUGGAGGUCGUCAUCCAUAAGAGCAGGUCCUCCACCCUCCCCUUCUUCUCUCCGCUCUCCUGCAUGCUCCUCUCCCGUCAGUUCUUCUUCUGCAUUCACCCGAUCCUUAGCAGCAUCCUGCAUUAGCCAGUCCAUAAGUCAGAGUUUGGCAAGAAAGAAUACUGCCAUGCAACAAGCCCCGCAAAUAAACAGAGUCAACCAAAGCCCCUCCUCUCACCUACGACAACGGUCUCCUUCACCUAAACUCCCUCCCAGUCAGCAGAGCUCUAAAGAUGGUUACCACCAUCUAAGGAGUCCACCAUCCUCUCCCUGGUCCACUUGCCCUUCUCCAUCUCCCAUGCAGUCACCCCCUCCCCCUCUUUCCCAACACUCGCCUUCCCAGUUUAUGAUUCCAGCCCAUCAGCAGCCUCCCUGUCCUUCUUCCCCUUCCCCUCGUCCCUCAUUCCUUCAUGCCAAAAUUGACUCAUCAAAGAAUGCAAACAACAACAACAAUAACAAUGGGGGUUGGACUGCAAGUUCACAGAAGGUACCACUUGCUAACGGUAGCACUAAUGCCAAAGUAAUGCAACAAACCCAUGAUCCUCUCAGCUCAGCAUCCCAUAAUCGUGUGGCUCGGCCUUUUUCUGCAUCUGAGCCCAGCUCCAGAGUUCAGUCCCCAUCACCAACCCCAGCCAAUUCAUCAUUUACUCGCCUCUGCUCCCCACCUCCACAGCAUAAUUACUCCUCCCCCAUUGCACACAAACCUCCCCAUCCCCGGAGCACACGAGUAGGAGAUGCAAGUUCCCAUAAUCCACUAGGCCUAACUUUGGAGCUACCCAGGGCUUCUUCUUCAAGUUCAGCGUUUGGUCAGUCGGCCACAUGUCUGAGUCCUCGGAUACUCUCCCCUCCACCUAUUGGUGUGUCAGUGAAUGUUUGGACAAAUAAUGUUGCAGUACCUCAACCAAGAAACCCUAGACAUUCUUUCUCUUCUCAUUCUCAUUCAUUUGCUUCCUCACUAGGCUUGCAAACACAGGAGACUGCCUUUUGUCCCAAUUCCUCUUCUACUUUGGUCUCACUUCGUAGUUCCAGAGCCUCCUCACCAUCCACAUCCUGCCCCCCUGCAUCCCAAACAACCUCUCAAACCCUUCACAGGUCUUUCUCUUCCAACCUGGCAGAUAGGCCCCCUAGCCCAGCCAGGAGCAACCCAAGUGGAAUGCGCCGCUCCUGGGCAGACAGCAGCCGCAGGUCCCUUGGUUUUAGUGGUAGUGGGCGGGGGUCCUUUGACCAACAGAACUCCUGUCCAACCAGUCCAAGGAGUGGAUGGUCCUCUUACAGUAGCUCACCAUCCUGCCUUAGCCCUCAAGCUGGGCUUCAAUCCCCACUGUCACCGAGCAGGCUCUCUACAGGCAGGGGUUCCCUUGGUGGUCAGCAUUUCACGAGCGUUCCAUGGCCUGAUGUACGAGAGCUUUCACAUAAAUACAAUGGAUCUGAAAGCCUUGACACCAGUGCUACCUCCACCAUCAGCGCCUCCUCUCCUGUAUCCUCACUUACUCACACCCUCCUCUCCUCUCCAGCUCCAUCAGACAACCAGGCAGGAUGGGGUGACCCCGAGCUAGAAGAAGGUCAUUGUCGUAGCCAGCUGAUCUGUGCCUAUGUUGCUCGGCCCUCCGGUGAACAAAACAUCUCCUCUCCUCCACCUAUCUCCAACCCACACCACAACUACCAAUCCCCAGUUAAAACACAGCCACAGGUCCAAAUCAACACCACAAUAUCCCCUGUGUCUUCCAUCUCUUCCCCGUUGACCCCAAGCUCCUCCCCACUUCCCUUUGCCCAUUCACACCCUGGAAAACAAGGGAACCAGAAGACCAGUUAUGCAACUACAGUGAACCUCCAGAUUGCUGGAAGUGGCAGGAUUACUUCCUUUAGCACUGCCCAAGUUAGCCUGACCCAAACCUUGCAGGGUGGCGCUGGAGCUGGAGGACAAGGACAGGGUCAGAUGACAAGGAGAGUUAGUAUCAACGGACUUGCACACCUUCCUUCCCAUAUUCAACAGAACUGCGAUGGACUGUGAAAGAAAGAAAAUGUUCUUUUCAUGGCAUUAUCAGACAAGAAGGGUUAAAACAAAAUGUGAGGGUAAGAAAAAAGGCAUUACUUGGGGUGCACUUGUGUUUACACCCUGUACAACCACGACACAACCUAAGCUUCUGAAGUUGCUGUGGCAAUGCAGAUUACCAGUCAGUUGGCAGGACAUUCAGAUUUUACGUUGUGAAGCCAACCAAAGCAACUCCAUGAGUCCCCCAUGUUGAAGACAAACUUUCUUAAAUGAUGAAGAAUGGGGUAUUUCAACCUGAGACUAAGUGUGCACCUAAGGGACACAAUGAAUGUGGUCAGCUGUAUUUGAUGUUGAUUUUAGGACAUUUCCCUCAUGGUGAUGGGAUACCUUUGUAGUCAGAUGUUAUGAAGACUAGGAAAUUGAAACUUGGUGGCUUCUGUAUAACUUUUUACCCAAAGGUUAAUCUUGUGACCUUUUAGGAAUGGGAUAUAAUCUUUCUUGAGGAGCAGCCCGCACAUAGCUCUAAUGAAAUUGUUUUAAGUCAAAGAGGAAUAUUCUAAAGACAAUUGCGAUGAAUUUAUAGAAGUAGAAUUGAAAAGUUAAGGUUACUCUUCAGUCCUUGCAAUUCAGCCAGACUGAAGUUGUUUUUGAAAUGUACUUCCUUAGGUGCUCUGGACUCUGUUGUGGAUGUAAAGACUUAUUCAAGAGAACAGAUAGAUGUUUUCAAAGACAUUUAAGCCAGUAGUGUUUAGCAUUUAAGGAGCUAGAGGGAAUCCAUUUUUGCUAGUCCUGCAAAGACAGAUGUGUUUAAGCCAUCCAGUGCUGUAUACAAUCACAGUUAAUGUAAUAUAUCUUUGUUAUAGUUUUACGUUUGUCCUAUUUCUAAUCUUCUAUUGAGCAUACACCGAUUUCUGGCUAUUUGAUGCCAAUGUUUAUGUUUGGUGUUAACUGUGGUUUUUGAUAUUCUUUUUUUUAAUCAUUUUAUAAUUUUGUUUUAUUAUUUUAUUGAUUAUUUAUGAUGUUAGUCAUAUUCUCUUUGGCACUUAUUAUCCUUAAGGUAAUGUUGGUAUUUUGCACAGUGUCCUCAACUCUUGGCUGCAUGCAUCAAGUGUUUGUGUGUGUGUGUGUAUGUGUGUGUGUGUGUGUGUGUGUGUGUGUGUGUGUGUGUGUGUGUGUGUGUGUGUCAGUGAGUGCUUGUGUGUGUGUCUAUGUGUUUUUUUAAAAUGACGUGUCUGGCAAGUUUUUAUUUAACUUCGGACCAAGCCAAUAUCUACGUGGUUUUAGUGCUGAAUUCAUUUCCAUAUUAAUGUAUCUAAUGUCUUGACUUUUCACUCCUUCUGUUGUCCGUCUCCUUCACAUACCUUGGAAGUCGAGCAUUACUUGGAUGUCCAAAGUUGUAAGAGAAAGUCGACCAGGUGGAAACACAUGCAGGAUCUCUCAAUAGGAAUGAAGGUUUUACACAUAGACUGUAUAUAAGAAAUGGACGGAGUCUCAAGCUUUAAGAGUGAAGCCCAACCUGCAUUAUUUAUAUAUUUGGUCUUUUGCAAAAUAGGUUGGAAUUUGCAAGUCUAUGACAUAAUGGCAUUACUUCUCAGUUAAUUUAUUCUUUUAGUUAACAUAUUUCUAAUGUGUUAAUGAUCUAAAUAUCUAGUUUCAAGUCUUCUUCUGAACAUAUUGAUGUUUCCUUCCAAAUUAUUGUCCCAUUUAGGGUCAAAUAGACCAUAAAGCAGGGGAUGAUUUAGUACCUGGCUGUAUGUGACUAACAAAUUGCUAACACGCUGACAGAAAACAUGGCACGGUCGGGUUUCAGUUGUGUGUUGUCGAUGCAAGAAACUCUAAGGAGUUGGAGAAGGUUUAGAAAUGCACAACAUGAGGCUAAAAAACCAACGGGCAACUUCCGUGUUAAAAAAUAAAACUCAAUCGAUAUGUGCAAAACACUGCAGUCCCUCAAGUGUCCACUGGAGUCUGGCUCCAAAAGCCAAAGAAUCCCCAUAUUAAAAUACCUAUUUUUACAACAGGCUGGAACCUGUUUUCAGCCUGGGACAAGAAACAUUGGGGUCCAUAGCUCAUUUCAUUAUUGCCAAAAACUAUACAGGAAGUGGAUUUUUUUAUGUAACUCACCAGUUGUAAAUGUAUUGCGACAAAUAGUUAUGCAUACGUUUGCCUUAUUAGGAUUGUGACAGAGUUGACUGACAGGUGGACUCUUAGUAGCUGUUUUCCAGGAGGUUUAAAGUCUGCCUCAGCUCCACCUCUUUGUUUCUAGAUCGAUUAAAAAGUUAGUUUGAGAUACCAUUCCUAAUAUGGCCACCACCAUUGGCUUCAAAACACCUCUUCAGAAAGCGACGUCCAUGUUUUAUAUAGUCUGUGUUCCAAUCUGAAGCCCAAAACUAGUGUGAGAUGUCACAGUGGCUUGAACCCAAUUCUUAGAUACAGUUUAUGGGUUUACUUUGAACUUGUUGUGCUCACACACAACUGACUAAACAGUGUAAUUAUUUCAUUAUGUUAACAAUCCAUGAUUCCCCUAAUGCAUGUAGAAAUCAAAAUUUUAAAAAACUUUAAGAGAUGUGUGGUACCUGAAGGCUGCUGGUGUCAAACCAGAGAGAUGGUGAUGUUUUUGAGAGCUUGUAAAAGGAAAACAAAUUGUGAAAUAUUCAUUCAGUAACUCAAAAAGUCAAUGAGAUGUAUGGAAAAUAAAGUUGUGUGGUGUAAAAUGA